Molecule: messenger RNA, 3259 nt
Organism: Vicia villosa (hairy vetch)
Lineage: Eukaryota; Viridiplantae; Streptophyta; Magnoliopsida; Fabales; Fabaceae
Exons: 12
Coding region: 65-2881 (938 amino acids)
Biological process (GO): regulation of cell cycle
Cellular component (GO): nucleus
Molecular function (GO): protein binding
Source: RefSeq, a predicted model, not a curated record
AUCUAUAUAUAGCUCUUGUAAAACCUUUUUCCCGCCAUUCACCCUCUCUGUAUUUCACUCUUCAAUGGUGAGGUCUAGAACCGCUGCAAAACCCUCCGCACCGGCACCGGAAAAUGAGUAUAACCUCGAAGUUAUCUCAAUCGGUUCGCUCUACAAUGGACAAUGGCACAAGAAGUAUUGGAGCACUUCUAGGGGUAAAGAUCGACAUCCAUAUCCCGUCGGCUACCAAGCUGUUAGAGCUCACAACGGGGUCACUUGUAAGAUGGAAAUUCUCGAAGGCGUUAACGGUCCUACAUUUUUGAUUUCUUCUGAUGAUGGGAAUUCCGCUUCUGGGAAAACUCCAGACAUUGCAUGGGCCGGGUUUCAGAGGAAAGGUUUCACUCGCACCACCAAGGUUUUGCGUAGGAAGAGACAUUCGCCUAAAAUGGAUGGCGUAGAGCUUUUUGGGUUCAAAAACCAGUUUAUUCUGAGGUUGCUUCGCGGACUAGUGGCAGAUACAAAUAGAAUAGCUGAACCAAGCGGACUAGUGGCAGAUACAAAUGGAAUAGCUGAACCAAGCUUCCGUAACGAGGUUUCUAAAACAGAGCAUGAUGAUUCAUUAAUUCCCUUGGGAAGAUCACGUUCUAAAGAGUCUCAGGGCUGUAUUGACGUUGAUCUUUAUGCUCCCGAUACACCAGAUGAGGAAGUGCUAAAAUAUGAUUCAAAUAUAAGCCCAAAGAAUGAUUAUUAUAAUUCGACUGACAAGGAUGUGGCAAAGUCGAUGAUGUCACUUCUGCUUCCUCAAGCAGUUCCCUUACUAAGGAAUAACUCAACAGAUGAGAAGUUCACACUUAUCCCUUCAGAUACACUGCCGUUUAAAGAAGAACAAAAUGAAGUUGGAUGUGUUUCGGAUGUACCAUCGUCUGAUAAAAACAGGCCUCAUGAUUAUGAUGUAUGUAUUCCUGAUUCUGAUCUGGAGGACAUGUCUUCUCCUGAUGUAUGUGUUCCUGAUUCUGAUCUGGAGGACAUGUCUUCUCCUGAUGUAUGUGUUCCUGAAUCUGAUCUGGAUGACAUGUCUCCUCCUGAUGUAUGUGUUCCUGAUUCUGAUCUGGAUGACAUGUCUCCUCCUGAUGUAUGUGUUCCUGAUUCCGUUCUGGACGAGUCUCAAGCACAUGAUAGUUUCAAGUCAGUGCAAAAUGACCUUCCAAUUGCUCAGGAUUUUACUGGAGAAAAGACGCAAGAUGAAGCCGGUGGUAAAAUAGGCAAUGCUAAAGCAUUGGCGAUAUCUUCUUCUCAGUCACCAAAUUUCAUAAACACCAUAAGAAAGAGGCGAAAUUUUGUUUCUCCUCGAACGCGUACUGCCCGCAACAGUGUCCCUCCAUCAAAAACCAUUCAAGCAAAAAAUGAUAAACUACGCAAACCAGAUGAUUCUGCAGGUUUAAUAUUAGAGAAACCUGAAGUUCAUAGUGAUGUUCCAGCUCUACAAAACAACCUAGCAGAACUAAACCUUUCAUCUCAAAAUCCAAACCCACUUUCCUGUGAAAAUAAAUGCUCUGGUGGCAAGGAAGCUCAAUUUAUUUCAGAACCAAUGGUUCCAAGAAAUCAGGAACUCAAGGAUAAUCCGAAAGACAAUGUAAAGUUUGUGGGGCGCUACAUGCUCCCAAUGCGUGUUUCAUCAUUACUUUUAAAAACAGUUGGAGAUGAAAUCCACAUUUGUGUUUUAUGCGGCCUUCUGACAGAUCAGAACAGAACUCUGUUUGCAUACAAGGUAGCUAUCAAGGAACCGAAUUUCGGUUGCCCCUCUGCCAUGGUUCACACCCCGAUAAUGUUGCCAGAUCCAAAAUAUAACUUCAUGACAGAAACUAUGGUGGAAAGGACUGGGAUGGAGUUUACUCCUGAUGGACAGUUUAUUGUCUUAAUAGGCAGCAUAAAAACCCCAAAUUGCAGGGAAGGUAAAAUUGAUUGUUGUUGCUCAACAUGCACUUUAAUCUGCUCGAAGAAGAAUGGUUUGAAGAUUGUUCAUGUAGAAAGUGGUUAUGCAUCAGUUGUGGCAACAUUGGAAGCUGUUGAAGACUUGCAUUGUAUUUCGGUUUGUGAACCUAACCGACUUGUUUCUGUUGGAGGGAGUGGGAACAUACAAGUGUGGGUCAUGAAUUCAACAUGGAGUGAAAAGAUAGAGCACUUCAUCAUUCCGUCUGCUGGUUCCACGUCCCCUGGCAUUGUGGAAUUGAAGAGGGUCCCCAAGUGUGCUCAUUUGGUUGUAGGUCGAAACAUUUAUGGGGAAUUUAGUUUAUGGGAUAUUACAAAACUCAAUUGUGUUUCAAGCUUCUCUGCUUCAAAAUAUCCAAUUAAUGACUUCUUUCCAAUAAGCUUGUUCCAUUUGCAAACAAAAGACUUGCGAUUGAGCUAUGCUAGCAAAGAGGAGAAGGCUGAAAAACUUUUAGAAGCAUCCAAUUUUUGGCUCUCGAAGCAAAGAGAGACAUAUAAGUAUCUACCAACCGAAGAUGUUGCUAUGUGGUUUCUUGUCUCCACUCCCUCGGUCAUUGAUUGUUGCCAGGAUCAUGUUUCAACUUCAAUUCAUCAUGAUGUACAUACUGCUAGAAGUUGGACGCUUGCUCUUUUGACGAAAAAUAGCAUUUCUUUUGGAAGUCCCUUGGAUCCUAGGACAACUGCUGUCGGUGUCUGUGGUGGUUACGGAAUCAUGAGCACAAGUGAUGGUGUGGUAUAUAUGUGGGAUUUGUCUAGAGGCUCCAAGCUUGAUAUUCUGCACCAUUUCAAGGAUGACACUAUCACAAGUAUUGUUUCGGAUGAUUUGGAUUCAAAUUCAAGUGUUGUGGGUGUCGCCGGGGAAGAAGGCCAUCUGCUGCUUUAUUUACAUCGUGAUCAGGACUCAACUGACUAGAGAAAAUGACACUGUUGCUUUAUAUAUGUAUAUUAAGUAGCUGGUUCAUCUUUUCGAUGCUUUCAUUUGAUCUUUCAUGUUUUGAACAUGUGUAUUGAGAAUGUUUUGAACCUCAUUAAGUAUAAGAAAAUGGCAAUAGCAUAAUCCAUGGAGAGUAUUUCCUUUGUCACAUAUUAAGUAUCACAUUAGCAAAAAAAAAUGUUUUAAAACAAGUGUUAUUUUAUGUUUUCAAUGUAACAUUAACUACCUUAUUCCUAUUUUAUUUCCAAAUUGAUGUUAUGUGUAUCACUCCCAAGUCCACUGUAUUCCACUGUUUUCCUGCUCAUCAUUGAUAUAGGCAGGUCAUGAUUUUGUUUUCCUGCUCAUCAUUGAUAUAGG